AUGAUCACUACCCUCGCCUUGGUGGUGAAAUGCAUUACCAAGGGGGUCGAACCAGGGCAGAUACAGCUGGGCCACGAGAGCUUUUGGACCCUCAUGUCCUCCCUGUUGUUGGUGCUGCUGGUCAAGAUCCUGCUAUACGAUGUUCACAUCGCGGACACGAAGUGGCAUGCAGUUCGGUGUGAGACCUCGCAACUGCGCCCAGCAGCAUUUCUCAGCUUGGUUCCGGUGGCAAUGGCGGGCGUGAUGAUGAUGGCAGCCGGCUCCUUCUUGGUGCUCGAUGACGAGUUCAAGGACCGAGCGGCCAGUGCAGUUGGGAGCCGAAAAGCUGGGCAGAGCUUCUGCCAAGGCUUUGGUGUUUUGCUGCUCUCUGUGACUACAAUGCGGAUGCUUCACAACGAGCCACACGUCCCAGCCGUGAGCUGCAACAAGCGGCUGUGGUCAUGUGGAAGGUCCAAGUUGCUGUGCAGCUGCUCUUCGCAGCCUUGUCUUUUAGCUUAUCGGGCAGAAUCACUGGCAAAGAAGGUCUCUACCUAUGCGUCAUCCUGA
Messenger RNA from Symbiodinium sp. CCMP2456, 546 nucleotides. NCBI's taxonomy places the organism in Eukaryota, Dinophyceae, Suessiales, Symbiodiniaceae. The record is from the annotation of a GenBank genome assembly.